Messenger RNA from Xyrichtys novacula (pearly razorfish), 19731 nucleotides. Lineage: Eukaryota; Metazoa; Chordata; Actinopteri; Labriformes; Labridae. The record is from the annotation of a GenBank genome assembly.
GUUAUCUGGCCCCUUUUUACCAAGCAGCAGGCACCAGGCAGAGAAAGAGGAAGAAGGAGCUGAGGACAGGAGAGACGAGAGGACAUCAGAGGUGAAGUGAAGCUGGAGACCAGACAGGGGAACCUCUGGAGCUAACACACCCAACAUUAGGAGGGAAGCUUUUACCGAAACACACACACACACUCACACACACACCUGCAACUUUGGAGCUGCAACAUGUUCGAAGAGCAGGCAACGAAGGUGAAGAUCACGUCCGUGGUGAUCCUGGUGGGCAUGUCGGCGAUGCUGGCGGCGGUGGUGACCGACCACUGGGCCGUGCUCAGCCCCAGGGUGGAGAAGCUUAACGCCACCUGUGAGGCGGCCCACUUUGGCCUCUGGAGGCUCUGCAAGAAGAGCAUCUUCAUCGUGGAGGAGGACCCUCAGGGCAAAGGCUGCGGCCCCAUCAGCUUACCUGGAGGUAUGGAGACUUUAGAUCCUCCUGCUGUUGUGGGGUCAUUUCAGUACGAGCAAGGCGGUAGAAAAGAGUCUUUUUUGACUUAGAGGGAAAGAUUCUGGAUCUAUAAUCACCUUCAGGAGUGUUUAAGUCGGAUAAAACAAACCUCUGUAACUUCACGAGUCUGAUUUUGAUGUAUGAGUGUAGCAUGGAGGUCAUGGCAGACUAAAACGAUUGUAAGCAGGACUUUAGAGCUGUUAUUAGAGUCUAAAUGAAGCCUUAAGUUUGAUCAUUUCCUCAAUGUGCACAAUAAACGGCCAACCUUGAGGCAUAAAACACUUUAAUAUUGUUGCUUUUAAAUCUUAAAACCAUUUCAAACACAAAAGUUUAGGUAGAAGGAUUUAUACUGUGAUUAUUUUAAGAGUUUUCUGCACUCAUGCUGUUUUUAACCACUGAUAUAGAAGAAGAAGAAGAAAAACGGAGCUGUUUCUCCAGGUUUCUUUCCACUAAAUGCUUCAGUGAGUCGCUCCCUUCUCCAUAUCUCGCACAUAUAAGUGCUUGUUUGUGAAAAAUACCCCACAACGAUGAUGAUGAUGCAUGUGUCUUUGAACCGACUGUGAGGCCAUUUUCUCACUGUACUAUCAUAAAGCUGCACAGAGAUGGAUAAUUAAGCCAAUUAAGCACAGUCAAACAGCUGAAGUCGGAGCGUAAUGGAGGAGAAGUGCUGCCGUACUUUACAGUUAAUGUGACAGACACACAGAUCUGCUCUGUCUGCGCUGAUGGACUCUCAGUGUGAGGCGAGAAACGGAAUUAAUUUGACCUCACAGCGAGGAGGCUCCUUUUCAUCUGAACUUCCAGUAACAUUUACAGAGAGCUUUUCCACUUUUAUCCGAAUACAGUCAGACUCUGUUGAAACUCAUAUACAGCAUAAAAAAAUCUGAAAUUUCACCGACAUCUUUGCACAUGAACGACUGCAGCACCUCAGAUAAGAUAAAGACUCUGGAUGGGCAUCAAAAAAAAGUUAUAGAAGAAAACUAAUUCAAACUGCUGAACUAUCCAAACUUCAGCUUAUGCUGCGUUCCAGUUGUCCUCGGAAGUCUGGAUUUCAUCUGGAACACCCCCUGAAGUCGGAUUUACGAUCCUCACCAACUCUGACUUGAUGACAAUGUCAUAAUCCAAGAUGGCAGCGCAGUGCAUCAACAGUAAAGAGUAACAGUAAAAGCUCUCGUAAUGAAUCUUUUUAUUAGCACUUCUGUUUUGUUUUUGUGAAAUUAAAUCAGUGGUUUAUGUUGUACAGCCCAACGUCUAACUGGUACAGCUAACAACAGCUGACAACGGCUCACAACAACUGACAAAUGUUAACAACAAACAGUAGGCGUCCAUCUUGGUAUUCCAACUUGUUUACUGGAACGUCGUUAACUUGAGGGUGACCAUAUGUGCUCUUUUACCUGGACAUGUCCUCUUUUUUGGAGGCUGUCCGGCUUGUCCAGGGGAGUUUAUAAAAUCCUACAAAUGACCGCGGUUUUGUACGGAAAAGCGACUCGAAAAACUCUCAAAAUUAACUUCACGUGACUCCGUGACUCCACCCCGCGUAGUAAUGUCUUCUUUUUUGGGAUUCAGAAUAUAGUCACCCUAGUCAACUCGGGUGUAACGUCAGUCCCAGCUCCAACAUCCGACUUCUGAGGUAACUGGAACGCAGCAUAAGAUCUGGACCACAACCAAGGAGUCAAAUAGUAUUGUUGUGUUAGCUCUUAAAAUAGCACACUCGCUUUCUGAUAAACCAUGUGACAUUCAGGGCUCUUCCCAUCCCACUGUGGAGGAGAUAAGAAUAUUUUCACAGACAGAGGUAAUUCAUUUUAGUGAAAAAGUGUCCUUUCUAUGACGCGAGAGAGAGGCUGCCAUCUCUGUUUUGGCCUGUCGACCAAUCAGCGGCUGUAGCUACAAUCAGCUGACAUUCAAAGGUCCAAUCAGGGGCCAUGUUUGCUCCCCUGGAGCAGUGAAGGUGAUAAAACUGGAGAUAAAAUACAGAUACAAGAAAUCUAUUUAGGCCGACUUUUCCCACAGGAAUACAGCAGAAAAGAGACAAAAGAGACUCGGACAGCUGGUUUAUCAUGAGGUGAAGGAGGUCGAUUUCUCUAUAUGGUAUCUGCAACAGGCAUGAGGAAGCUGGUGAAACAAUAUCUUAAUGUGUGAGCGCUCCUAUUAAAUAUUCCUGAUUUUUACCUGCUGAGGAAAAAUCUGUGCAAGUUCCAGUUUAUAAGAUUUUGAGAUGUUUCUCCCAUGCAGUCGUCCUUUAACAUAUCAGGAUUUUUCGUGUGUUAUAAAGAGUUUUUUCAGAUUCAGAGAGUUAGUCUAAAGCGUUUUGUUUUGUAUUCAGAGUAAACUUCAGUCAAAUAUCCUUGUGGCUUUAAUUAUCAGCUGUGUUUGAGGAGAGUCUCUCCGGCCUCUGGCUGUGAGCUCGUGCCUCGCAGCCUAACAGACAGAUUUCACUCUGACUCUAUCAUUGACUUUAGCCUCCAGCGCCCGCACCUCAGGAUCAGUACAAGUCUUAAUGAAGUGUGGCUUCCUGCUCCUGCUCGUGAGUUAGAGCACACCUGACGGGGGACUCAGAGAGGGGGGGAUGGAGGGGAUUCGGUAAGAAGACCAAAGUCUGCUUGGAUUGAUAGUGGCAGGGAUGCCUCCGUCUACAAGUAGGAAGCUCUUUGAGAGGAGCAGAGAGAGCUGUGACAGCUGCCUGUCAUGGAAAUAUGCCAGAUCACCUGCUCGGUCUAAACGCAGACAGAUGUGUUUCAGAGUUAAGACCAGCAGCUGCAGAUUUUACUCCUCUGUGGACGAGUCGAUCACCUGUGGGGUGAGUGAAGGGCAUAUCGCCGCUGACAGACACUUACUCUCUCCACUAUCUGACAGAAACAGUAACGAAGCACAGAGCGACACGAAAUAAAACAGGACAGCUGGUUCUCAUCCUCUCAAGGAGUCAAAUCCAGCAGCUCGGUCAGAGAAAUCCAGUUUGUAGAGCAUGACGCACGUGCUGAUUUAUUCAUUUAAAGGCAUGGUUGACGAUUGGAGGGAUUGGUAAUUAUUAUAAACCUCGUUUCUAUGGCGAUCAUGGUCCUAAAAAAAAAAAUGGAAAAAAUCUGUUCACCCGAGCAGGUUCAGGGCUGAAAAAACAUUGACCAAUGGGAGCCAUCCGUCCCGAACAGCUCUUAUUGGUCAAUCUCUUGCGCCGCCUCUCCAACCAAUCACCUCGCUGUAUUCGACACACCCCUCUCCUGUCGUUCCCUCCCACUCUCCCGGCCCUAAUAGUAGCGUAGCAGCUUAGCGACAGGAGCUGUGAUGGAGAAGGAUGCAAAAAAACUACCCCACUUCGGAAGCAGUGAGGAAAGGAUUGUUCUAAGAGCUGGUCUAAAGAGGAUCACGUGACGGACUCAUGUUGUCGGUGUCAAACCUGUUUUACCUCCAGCAGCAGAAUUAGCUCAGCUAAGUGCCGCCUCCCUGAGUGUGCAGCUGUUUUCCUCAGAGACCCUCCAUUAGCUUAAUUUCAACCCUAACGUUGUUUCUCCACUCAGAUAAAAAAAAGGAAAGUGAGUCAUUCUCUCAUACCACCUGAAAAUGUCCAGUGAUUUGGCAUACGAGGACGCGGCUCUGCCAUUUGCUCCCACGCCAGGCUGAAUAGAUUUGAUUAUACAAGCCCGUCUCUCUCCAUUUGUGGCCCCGGUGCCCACCAGAAACGGAUCUGAACGUGUCGGUGUGUCCCUUAAGUCCUCUUUGCCGUGUUUAGCACAUAACACGACAAAGACGUUCGUUGGAUUUCUCGAGUUCAGUUGAUAUGUGAUUUCGCAGAGCUCGCCCCCUCUCUUCUGUGGACAGUCUGACCGCCUGAGAGGUUGGUUUAGCUCGACUGAAGAGACUCAGGGAGAGAUCUGACUCUUCUUUCGCUGGCCUUCCACCAGCACUUUGGGGCAAACGAUGAAAAGCAAUCAGCGGUGUAGAAACCUCGUAAUUCUUAAAGCAGCAGCACAGGGAGAAACGGCUCUAAAUGCUCCACAAAGCAAAUAUCAUCUUGGCCCUCUGGUGCUGUCUGCACAGAUUUAAAUCUGACAUUAUGCAUUCAUUUGGGGCAGAACUGUCCUAUUUCUAUUCAAAUGAGCUUCACUGCAAAAGGCGUUUAACUCAUAAAUAAUGCACCAAACACCACACCCAGUUAGAGUGGAAAUAGUUUGGAUUCGUGGUCAGUUGUACCUGCAGCACAAUAUUUAUAAUUUACUUUUAGGCUAUGUAAUAUCACUUUGCAGACUCACAUAUUUAUUAAGGCUGCAGCUAUCGAAUAUUUUAACAAUUGAGUAGUCUAUCAAUAUUCCAUCGAUUAAUCAAGUAAUCGGACCCAAACAGCAGACUCAGACACAGUGGGAUUUCCUACAUCACAAAUCCAAGCUCCAACCCCGGGAGAAGGCCGGACUUGGAGAAACAGAGAGGAAGAUCGUGGAACAAGCGUGUGCGUUUCUGUGUGGACGGGUUAAUAUCGUGGUACCAAUUCCACAUGACUGACUCGCUCUCGUCCUAUUUAGCCACGAAAUUAUCGCCUUCUUUUGCAAAUGCCAUGUUUGUUUACACUGGUGUGUGUAGGAACAGGGGAGCACUCCUGUAGGAAGGAGGGACCUAAGGUGGCCUGGAGGCGCGAGACAUGAUAAAGAGGAAAAUCGAUUUGAGGAUUUUAGUUUUUCUAACAUCGUCAUAAUCAAAUAAUCUGAUUACUAUUUAAAUCGAUCUAUCAUGCAGCCCUAGUAGCUACCUCCCAAACACGCUCAAAUUUGCAUUCAAGCUCAAAUCAAAGACAAAGAUCAUUCAGGUGCAACAGGUCUGUGGAGCAAAAUAAACUCUGCAAGCAAAAAGGAGGCCUGUGCUUUGAGCUUUAAAGAAGGCGGUCACUGAGUUUGCAAAGGCGAACAACGCCACGUCAACGUGUCUUCCUCUGUUUCUCUGUUUUUUUCUCUGUUUUUUUCACAGUGGUUGUUGUAAAGUGCACUAUAACAGAUUACAAUCUUGAUGAACUGAAUACCCGAGCACGCUGCAGUGAUUGGACUUAAUAACACACAUUUGCAUUUUUCCCCAAACAGAGGAGGACUUAUUCACACUGACACUGUUUCAUAUACGGCACAAUAACACAGAGGUUUUAUAACAACGGAAGCAAAGAGGUGAAACGAAAUCACUUCUGAAAUUGGCUUCCCACAAAAUGACGCAUGACAGCUUGAGUGCUGUAAAAAUCAAGCGCACCCUUCGAGAAUCACAUUGUGCUGCUCGGCUGGGAAAUAAAGCACUUAAAUGAUGCUCCUGCUGCUGCUGCUGCUGCUGCUGAGUGCACGUGUGCAGAAAAGACCGAGAGAGGAGUUAAAUCUGAGGGAUGUUUUUUUAAGGAUCCAAACGGUCAAGAAGCAUAUUCUCUGUUUUUGGAGAUCACUCACACUUUCAAAAUAAAUCCUCCUCCUCUUCUGUAGCUUUUACUGACAUUAUUCCUGUUCUGUUCGUCCAAAUUCAUAACCUUAAAAAGCACCUUGAGCCACCGAUUUCACUUUCUAGACACUGAGAAUGAUUCUCUCCUGUCUGCCAGGCCCUCGCUUUGGUCGCAGAGUCGACGCUGUGGAGGUGUGUGGCUGAUUUAGUAUUCAGAAAACAAGUUCAAAAUCUGAAUGAAUCACUCCACAUUAUGUAAAUCUAAAAAGAAAACACACAUUCAAAGACGACGACUGCGAUCGCUGACAGAUUGGGAGGAAAGAUUGGAGAGUGUGUGGACUAAGAUGGCGCCAAUCAAACUCAUUAAUGUUUUGAUUUCAUUUUAAUAAACACACACAUGCAGGACCGGGCUGUGGGGCCUCUCCUGUGCUGAUGUGUCCCAGUUAUCAGAGCUCCUGGUGGAAUAGAGAUCCACCUCCCACCACCACCACCCAUCCUAUUCACAUUGACCCAGAAUUAGUCGGUCACUCUGCUAGAAAAAGAACAGCCUUCACCUAAAAAAACCUUUUUGUUAUCGCAAAAGUGUAUGCAUGGUUAGUUUAGGUAAAGACGGCGAGGGGAGGAACAAAAGUUACCGAAGAGAAAGAUGUGACGUGGAAGACGAUGGACAGGCGGAAAGACUUGAGAGGGAGGAAGAGGGCAAAAGUCGAGGCGGCGUAUCAAAGCGUGGAGGUGGCGGCGGAGUUUAAUGGAAAGAGGCAAAACUAAAAUGACAGGCGAUACCUCGUCCUAAUCACUCCACCCCCCCGGAACGAAAUCUGCCCAUUAACUAGACUGCAAGGUCGAUUACGCUCACCCACAUGUCCUUCUUCGCCGUGAACGUCCACCAAAGUUAGAAGAAAAACCAGAUUUCACUUUGAGAGGUGUAAAACGUCUGGGUUCAACUUCACAGCGGAGAAACUGAGACGGUGACAAGAAGGACUGUGAGGUGGUUGAAUUCUGAUGAAUCACGGCUCUGAAAGAAGAGCUUUGUUUCUCUGGAGUGAUGUGAGUCGUUUCUGCCAUUUGGAUUCUCUCGCUCAUUUUGUUGUUUGUAUCGUACAGACCCAGAACAAUAAAAUACGAUUUUAGGAUCCAUUUACGACGAACAGGCCCAGAAGUUUUUCUAAACAAUCUUGGCGACCCGGUCCCAAAUUCAGAGCGGGUUAAAGUCGAUCUGAAUCGGUCUCUCCUCCUCUCUCCUGGCGGGAGGCUGCUGCAGAUGUAAGCUGGCUGACAUCGUGUUCGGCGGUCCAUUGUGCCCAGAGAACGUGUCGGCCUCGCCUGGAAACAUUUUCUGGGAAAUGUUUCCAGCGAUUGUCAAGCUCUGCCAAAAACUAAACAUGGCGAGUUUGUCUUCAGAGCUGAUGCCACACUUUCAGAGACUUGAACUGUUUUAAUGUGACGGAGCUGGAGUUGAAACUCUGUGGGAUAAAACUGUUUCCGCUGAAUUUUGAUUUGUGUAUUUUUCCCUUAGUGUUCCUGUUCCCCUGUAGUCCUGUCUUGUGAGUUUUCAGUUUAUCUUUGACCCUGUUUCCCUCCUCUACUCUGUGUUUUAUUCUUUAGAUCAGUUUUCAGUGUUUCCUGUUUUAUUUUGUAGUAGCUGAUUCCUUGUUUUACUUCCCUAGUUUUCCCUCCUUCACCUGUGUCUCGUCUGCCUCACCUGUUGCUCAUUUCCCAGUGUGUAUAUAGUCCCUGUCUUCUCCUCUGUCCUGGUUGGUUCAUUGUAUGUUGAUGUGUGUGCAUGUCAGCCUGUUCCCCAUCAUCUUUUAUCCGUGAAUCCUUCGUUUCCUGGUGGUUUCUUUGGUUUGGAUGUUGCUUUUUAUUUCGUUCUUUUUAGUAAAUCAUUUUUCCUUUUUUCGUUAUUCGACUCUAGCUCGUGACAAUCACAAUAUUAUAAGAUUAAAGGCGUAGAAAAGUCAUGAUAUCACGAGUGUGAAAAUACUGCAGGUCAACAGAGGUCAACCGUCACAACCUUAAAUUAUCAUUUAUAAGAACUAUUUUAACAGAAAUUAUGUUUAAGACAUGUAUUUUAAUAUUUAUAGUUUGACCCAUGUUCCAUCUGUUACAAUGAAGGACUAAAGUGCAGCCCGCCACCAGGGGGAGCUCUAAAAUUUUUACCUUUGCUCAAUAGUAAGUAGACAAUCACAAUCAUUCAACUGUUUCACUGGUUUUAAAAAUGUAGACUAAAAACCAAGGAAAAUGACAAAAUCAUAGAAUCGCAAUUUAAAUCGAAUCGGCAUCCAAAAAAUCGUAAAAGAAUCGAAUUGAGGGAAAAGCAUAUCAUCCCAGCCCUACAGUCUAUCGUGGAAACACAGACAUGUGACCUUAUGUACCGCCAUCUACUGGUGUAAUACAACCACAGCUCCACAACUGGGGGAUUCAACUCACAUCAUACAAACUCUGCAAAUAAAAAAGAAACUAGAGAUGUUUUGUAGUAUCAUUUAACCGACAGUUUUAGGUAAAAUAAAAUAAAAAGUACAUACAACUUUAUUUUGCUCCUGUCAAAAGGUACAAAAAUCUGUAUUGAAAAUUUUGAUAUUUGACCCUGACUAUAUCUGUCUCAGCUGUUCUGUAAACCACUCCAGUGCUGUGCUCAGCCUGAAACCUUGGCAGGUGAAGCAACAGUAACUUCCUCCGGCCUGCUCUUGUUUUAUCCUCUUCGUUUCAUCGAUAUCGAGCAGAUACGGACGCUCUUUUUGAAGCCGCCCUCUUUCAAAAGGUCUCUCCGCUCCGUCUUUGUGUGCUGGGCGGAUAAUUGUCUUCAGCAGCUGGAGAAAUACACAUUAGCUUUGAUUAGCUUAGCCCCAGAGGUGAGUGCACCUAAUGAGAAGAGACUAAUGAAAAUAAUAUAUUUACAGAUCCAGGCUGCACGGAGAUCUCCCCACCCACCCCACCUUCCUGCAGCCUGUCAAUCCCUGCACACACACGUAUGCAUGUACAUGCUCUCACAUGCAUUCCUCUUGAUUUGCCUGUACAUGGGUAAACAGAUAGGACUAGCCGAGACCUGCAGCAGCCUGUUGCUAGGUUACCUCUUUAGUGAUUCUUUCUCAUCCUGGGUAACAAACAGCUCCUCUGUUGCCUGGUGCACACAUACUCACACAUCGUACAUAUAAACACACACACACACACACACACGCAGACUCCGGCACCCAAACAUUGUCCGUCUUUGUGUGGACAGAGAGGGAGAAGCUGUCUGUUUUAUGGGUUUAAUCACAGUGAGGAGGGUUGUUCGAUGGAGGAGGAAAGAGGGGACGCUCGCUUGGCCUUAACCCCCUCCCCUCCACUACCCCCCCCCCCCCCCCCCCGGCCGUCCUUAGAGAGACAACAAACAGAGUGAUGGAUGUGUGGGCAAUGACUGCUCCCUGAAUUGUUUGGGCUUCGUUGUAGAUUGCGGUCAAAGGAGUGAAAUGCAGAAAUGUUUCAUUGUUGUGGAGAAAUGGGUGUGAGAGAAAACAUGGAGGAUUUCAGUCACAGAGCAGCAGAGUGUACGUCUGAUCAAGAGGUAGAAAAUGAAUAAAAAACACUUGUUUGAGUCCUGACUCUUUAUAAAAAAGUGUCUCUGAGGAGUUUCCAAUCUCUGUACUUCUGUGAACUUCUUAAAACUUCUUAAAACAACUGUGCAACCACUCGUAUUGUUCCUAGGUUACCCCCACUUUCCACCACAUCCGCCACGAAAUUCGUUUACGAUUUCUGCCGACUUUCAUCUUUGAUUUAUUCUGAUCGGGAAUACACGCUCUCUAUGGGCCGAAGUCCAGACUGUGGUGGGAAGGAACAUCAAGUGAUUCACGCAACAGGAUGGCCCAGCCAGGCUAGUGGAAAUCCUGGGUUAGGGUGACCAUACGUCCUCUUUAACCUGGACAUGUCCUCUUUUUUGGGGGCAGUCCGGCUUUGUCCGGGAAGUUUAUAAAAUCCUUCAAAUGUCUGCGAUCAUUUUUGCAUGCAACAUCUAAGCAGUGAUGAGAGGGUAGGAGAGUUGAGACAUGGAAACAGUGUGUCUAUAACAAACAGAAACUGUCAACUUUCUCUUGACAUUUCGACUAUCGAGUGUACAAUAAAAAGACCUGAUCUUUUACAUCUUUCGCUCUUUUAUACUGACGGUAAUAAAUAAAUGUCAAAUAACUUUUUUAAAAGCCUCACAGCGAGAUAAAAUAAACGUAGUUAGAACUGUUCUGUUUUUCUAAACUCCCUUUUUAACGUUUGUUUAUCUUUUUGCAUUUUAAUGUGAUCCACAGAGAGAUUUACAGAUUCAUUGAUGAGUAAUUCAGUCUCCCAGAGAGCUACAGAUACCACCUGAGUCACCUGCUCUCUCCCCCUCAUGUUUCAUUUUCCUGUUUCGACUCUCUCUCUCUUUUCUCUCUCUCUCUCUCUCUCUUUCUCUCCCUCUCUUUCUGUCGUUCUGUGCAGCAAAAAACUGCUCCUACUUCAAACACUUCACCUCAGGGGAAGAAGCUGAAGUUUUUGAAGUCAAGACCCAGAAAGGUAGGUGUAAGCUGCACAAACACGUCCACCAGGUUUCCCACACAUUCGCUUCAUACACGGCUAAUUUGCAACAGGAUUAAAAAAUAAAUGCUAAUGCAUGCCAGAUUUUUUUCUAGUGUAGCAAACAAAUGCUGAAACACAAACACGAACUCAGCUACAUGCACACUGCCCUUCAGAUCAGAGGAGAGGAAACCUGCUCCGGUAUCCUCUGAUUUCAUCUUCUCAUCUUCUCUGCUUCAGGAAGGCUGUUAAACUCAAAGUGAAUGUAUUUCCAGGAAGCUGCUCUUCUCUUCUUGUGUUUGAUUGUGAACCUUAUCAGCUUGCGGGCACACAGACAAAAAUUCAGAUAUUUAGUCAUACCCGGAAGAAAAAAGCCCACAUGCGUACUCGAGAAGGUCAGAUACAGUAUCUAAAUAAGCACAUAUUCUGCACCUUUUUGCAUGGAUGUUUGUUUUGGAGUCCCACAGGGGUCAAUCUUAGGUCCCCUAUAGUUUUCCAGCUCAUUAUUAGUUAGCAAAGUGUCAAAAUAGUACUGAAAUUAGUGUGACGUGCAACAGUUAGAGGUCAUGGUCACUUCUCAGAUUAAGUCUGAGUGAUGGAUUACUCAAAAAAGGCAGAGGAUGUCAGUUUUAUGGAGAUGGCCCAGGCCUUUCAGGGAUUUAAAGAUCCACUCUGAUGAAAAUCAUGUUUUUCUUGUUGUCUACAUGUUCAUAUGGCAUUUUUCUGAUGCGACAGGACAUAUGAAAAAAAAUAAGUGCAAAAUUACACUUCUGAGUAUUUCUAUAUUCAAAUCGAAUGAACCUCUACGAACCUCUGGCAGACCCAAACGGCAGGUUUAGACAGAGUGAGAUUUCCUACAUCACAAAUCCAAGCUCCGCCCCCAAGGCCCUGCUAUACAGGCCAGACUCAAAAAAAUGAGAGGACGAUUGCAGAACAAGCGUAUGUAUUAGCGGAUUGCAAUUCUCGUAAGAAAGCUAAUUAUGAUAUCAACUUUCAUCAUGUCCCCAAAGACAUUAGUGUCCGAGAGCUGAAGACCUCUUAUGUUACCUACUUCUUCUACUACACCGGCAAUGUUAGACUACAAGCUAGCAUAAAGAGGAGUAUGCAGAGCAGCGUUGUCUCUGCUUACGGCUUAAAGGCAAAAUGCUAAUGAGCUUUUGGAGCUCUGCAGAAGAAAAGUCCUUGAAAAUGACACAGGUAACAUGAUUUCGGCUAAAAACUUCAUAAUCACAAUUUAAAGACCACUGAGAGAACACUUAAAAAAAAAAAAAAGAUCGGAGUAGGACUUUAAACACGAACAAUGCAACUUUAAGGUGAAUCCUGCAGACUAAUGGCAGCCAGUGAAUAAGCCGAACAUGUUCCCUCUUGCUGGAGUCAGUCAGAAAUCUUUUGGACAGAGAUGACAGGCUGAUCCGGAGUUAUCAAGCCAGGCAGAGAUGAGGGCAUGGAUUAUUUUCUUCCCCGGACGAGAAGAUGGGUUUUAAAUUUUGAGAUGAUUUUGGAGCUGAGGGCUCAAACUCUCAUUCUGCUCCCUUGAAACACUGAAAUAUAUUUCUUAAUGAGAAACCCUGCUGUGAGGACGCUGGUUUGGCUCUGCAGUUAAAGUGCGCACUCCCGGUACCGACCCUUUGGUGCAUGCUUUCUCUCGUCUCUGCAGACCUUUAUAAUAAUAAGGCCCAAAAAAAAGCCCCAAAAAAGUUAAAAAGAAACUCUUCUUUGGAAAAAAGUCCAUUAUGGCAGGAAACAUGAAAAUAACUACAAGGAAAUAAUCAAUCUUUGCUCCUGUGUCUCAUAAAAGAGCAACAAUAUUAGUUUAGGUUUAUUUAAUUAUCAGCUGGAGACUCUUCAAAAACGCUUUACAGCUUUCAUUUGACACACACCAAUUACCGUCUAAUUUAAACAUAAGAAGUAUUAAUUUUUUGAUAAAUACUCACAAUGGAGGAUGCAUAUAUGGGAACACUAUGUCUGGUGUUGUUCAACAAAAUCGAGGGAAAACGACUUGAAUCCUUCAUGAUUUCUCUUCCAGGAGAUUUCGGGGCUGGAUUUUUAUCAGCACUACUCCCAUGAUGCCACACCACCUCCAAAUGUCAUUAACCUACUUCUUUCGUUAUUGUCUGGAGUUAACCGACUUCAAGAUGCUCUGCAGAUUAACAUAACGUGUUCUCCAUCUGCAUGCACAGAGCGUGUUAGAAUCAAAUCACUGCGACGCAAAACAAAAAUCUACAUACAAACAUCCUCACGCAGACGAGGCAGAGCGAGUUAAUUUACACCUCGUGCUCUCGACAGUCAGGCUGCUAAAAUGAAAAAAAAAAGAAAAAAAGCUCAGAGGAUAAUUUUCAUCACAGUCGACUAUUAGUGAGAAAGAGGAAGCUACAUUAUCUCCAUCUAACAGUCAGAGAGAGAGAGAGAGAGAGGGAGAGUGUAAUCAUCCUGUUAUGAGCCUGCAGCAUCUUCUCUGUCAUCCUUAUGGUGUUAUUGCCAGUUUGGAUAAAUGCUGGUUGUUGUUUUUUUAUUCUCAUUUUAAGUGAGGCUAAUUUAAAGGCUAAUUAUCUUUGUCAUGACUCGCCUGAGAACAACAUUGAGACGAUUAUCAUGUAAACAAUACGGCAACCUCCACUUCUCUUCCUACGCGUGCUACCAGUUUUUAAUCCUCGCAAGCAUCACUCACUACAUCCCAGUUAUUGCAUUUGUCUAUCAGGUCACAAACUUCACUACUACAAGUCACUUUACUCUGUUAUAAUUGUGCGUAUUUAAUCACUCUUUAUUACUUGUAUGAAUGUUGGAAAGCAAAUUUUUAUACAGCUUAAGUGCAUAUGUGUACAAAUGCUGCUUUUUGGGGAGAUCGGCUGUUAUUCUCAAGUGGUUCAGUAGCAUCCAACAAGCUUCAUUUUUCCAUGUCAGAGUGUUAACAGAGCAGAGAUUACUGUUGUGCUCUUAAAUCAAAUUGGAGACCAUGCAGCUGCUUCUGUAUGAUGGUGAAGUCACUGUUUUGUUCUUCUUGACAGUCCUGCAACUGCACAAGAAGGAGUUAAUGAUCUCAAAACCAUAUAACCAACUAGGGCUGGGCGAUAUGGCGUCAAAUCAAUUUCCCAAUAUAUUGAUCAGUUCACCACGAUAACUACUCCACAAGCUGCUCACCCCCUCCCACAUUAACUUUAUCUAAUUCAGCCGCCGUUACAACUUUUGAACCGUCCUCCAUCUCCUCACCUGUUUUUCCUAGAGUUGUGUCAUUCGUGAACGAUUCGUUCAAAAGAAUCGAAUCUUUUAGGUGAACGUUCUGAACUGAAUCACUUCCUCAAGUGAUUCGUUCGUUCGUUUCUCACUUCAGUUGAGCUGAGGUUGAAGACAGUAAACUUAAAACAUCAUCAGGGUUUUUCCUGGCUCAAAUUGAGGCAGAGGUGGCACCAUCCUGACCAUGCGCCAUGACGUGCAUGUAUUUGUAAAUUCAACUGACUCACUUUCUUUUACAGGCAACAUACUUUAAGUUAAGAGUUCAAAAAAGAGUGUGACCAUUAUCAUGUUAAAGCAUUCAUUUAUUAAAUCUAUAUACAUACACAAAUCAGCUGGCAACUUUAAAUUGAAAGUACACUUCAUCCACACAUCUCGCAACCAGACAGAACAUUUCAGCCUCCUCUUUUUCAUUCUGUAGAACCUCUUCAUGCACUCCUUGUAGUCCAAGGCCUCCUGGUCUGGUCCAUCAACGGCCACCUUACAACAGACAUCCAAGUGCCUCUCCUUCAGUCUGUUCCGCAGAGGUGUCUUCAUCUUAAAAAACACAAUUCAUCAUGCAUUAAGUAUUUUUGUUUUUAUUCUGAUACAGACAUGAAGAGUGAUAGUGUUUUCAAUCAUAUAUUAUUUAUAUGUAUACGCUGGAGUGUCCUCCCAAAAAAGAACAACAACCAAUUAUUUCUUAAACUAUCUAAACUAUGUUAUUUUAGUUUUUGUAACUUUAUUAGUUGAGUUUUUUUUUAGGUACUACCAUCUUUAAUAUACUUCUCCUUCUCUUCUGCUGCUUUGUGAAUGGCUGUCACCUCAUGUCUUUUUAAUGUGUCCAGCCUGUAGUUGGUUGAUGGCUGUCUCACUUAGGAGGCAGCAAUUGCCUGCUGUGUUGGGGCACAGUGCUUUUGGCAUAAAUAGCAGUGCAUACCCUCCUCAGUAUGCCUGAGCCAGGUAAAUUGAUUGAGCCACUGCUUGUCAAAGCCACUGGCUCUGUGUUUUUGAGAAGUUAUAGAAAGAGGAAUAAAAACCACGUACACGUUGGUUUUGCGUUGUUAUGCUCCUAAUUGGAAACUAAUUAAUUAAUUACCCUCGCCUCGCCGACUCGUCCUGUCCUGCAUUCUUACCCUCGCGAUCACCAGUCCCUUGUGAAGUACUUUCAGACCUGACACAAAUUUCCACGUUUACACCACCAUGAAAUAUAGCAUUUAACUGCCCGUUUUUUCUCUGCUGUGUUUCACCUGGACUCUUGACUUUCCUCCUCGCGAGGUCGCUUUCUAAAGUACUGGCUGAUUUUGCCUGUCAUAUCUGCAACGCUAAAAAACGGAGGAAACUUUUUGUUUUAAUAAACACGACAUGCUUGGAUGCAAAAAAGACAAGCAGUAUUUACCUGUUUGUACCAUCCGCCAGGGAAAAUCAGGACGCCGAUAGCACCAACUAACGGGAAAAAAACUUGAAAAAACAUGAGUCGAUCCGUUUCUUCUUCGGUAGAUGCUUCAGGUCUUUCCGGUGCACUGCUGUUGAUAUAGCGCCUCUACAGUGGCGCAACGCUGCAACUGCAGUUAGAAUACGUUGCUGCUGCAGAGGGACAUCAAUCGCUCAAUCAACACAGCUGGAGCUUUACGCUGUGUUGAGCGAAAUCAAUCGCUCUGGCUGGGGGCGGCACAAAAUUAGGUGGAGGCGGCCGCCACGCAAUUUUGAACGCAGGAAAAACCCUGAUCAUGAUUUAUAAACAAGUUCAUUUUUGCAAACCUGUUUGCCAAAGAAAUACACAGACAAACACUCUUGUCUCCCGGUCCCAGAAACUAUGAAUUGAACUGAAUCCUGAACCUUUCAGCUGAGUAUCAAUUCAGGAGGUCAGAGUCGCAGGCUCCUCCCACCAAACGCUGAAUAGUUUGGUGAUACGGUGAACAAAUCUUUUGAACGAAUCUUUUUAGUGAACAGAUUCUAGUGAUUCAGUACAUCAAAAGAAACUGCCGUGCCCAUCACGAGUCUUUCUCUCUUUGUUACAGACUGGAUGGGGUGGAAUCUCUGACCUCUCUGACGUAGGACAGCGUCUUAAAGGGACAUGAGACCGUAGCCUACCUACACAGAUCCAAAACCAACUUUUAUUCAUUAAUUUUUUUGACACUGAAUACACCGAUAUGGGCAAAGUGACGUCAGUUAUUGUCGUAAAUUUUGGUAUCUGUAAAUUUUCAGUUUAUUGCACAGCCCUAAAACCAAUUUACAGAGUUAAAGCAUCCUCAGAUCAGCUGCUUAUAAAGUCUUCACAGUGGACCCAGUGUGUGCAGUAAGACCAUAAAUGAGGUGACAAAAACUUGAGUUUUCUGCCUCCUCAGUUUUAAUCCUUCUGUCUCUUUAUUCAGAGUACAACAUCUCGGCAGCAGCCAUCGCCAUCUUCAGCCUCUUCUUCAUGAUCCUGGGCACGCUCUGCGUCAUCUUCUCCUUCGGGAAGGGCCGCGACUACCUGCUGCGGCCUGCUGGGAUGUUCUUCGCUUUUGCAGGUCAGAAAUGUCGGAUAAUGUGAAUCACAGGUCAGGCUCGAUGCGGCGCUACUGUCACUACAGUAUGGCACCUUAACUCAGAAUCUGUGUAAUCAUCACACAUAACUGCUAUUUCUGCGACAAACACUAUUUAUGCAAAUCAUUUUAAAGUUCAGAUCUCUGAGGUCAGUGGAAAUAAUACCCUACAAACAAUCAGGAUGACUGUAAUUGCAGUAAUUUGGAGAUAAUGGAUUUAUCACGACGAGCGCACACCUUCACAUUUACUGUCACAGACUCAAAGCAGACUAAAAAAAGUAUAAAAUCCGAACACGCUGUGAACGUCGUAAAUAUGAUGAAACUGUUGUGUCAACACAAUCACCAGGACUCUGAGCGAAGCAUCUGCUUUUCUGUCUGUUUUUGGCGCGCAGGCCUUUGCAUCAUCAUUUCCGUGGAGGUAAUGCGGCAGUCUGUGAAACGUAUGAUCGACAGCGACGAGACCAUCUGGAUCGAAUACUACUACUCCUGGUCUUUUACCUGCGCCUGCGCCUCCUUCACCCUCCUCAUCCUCAGCGGGGCCGCCCUGCUCCUCAUCUCCAUGCCCCACAUGCCGCGUAACCCCUGGGAGACCUGCAUGGACGCCGAGCCCGACACCUUAGAUUAGACGCAGGUGAUGUGGAGAAAUGAUCUUUGGUGUUUUUGCAUCUUUUUCGCCCUUUAAUGACUCAUUCUGCCCUCAGUUUGUCGCUUGAUUUUGAUCAGAGAGGUGUGUGAUUGAUGCCAAACAAAGCAGUUCCUAUUAUCUUCAUAAAACAUGGCGGCGAUUGUGUAAAAGCUUUCUUGUUAGCCGGCGUGAUUAGGGCUGAGGGACUCUUGGGAAAACUCAUCAGUGAAUUUUUGUCUUUGCAGGAAUUUCCAAAAAAAAAAUCACGAUUGAUUGAUUUAUCUGGUGUUUGCUGCUUCAUCCUUAUCCACUCAAACUUAUUCUCCCUCACCCCAAUCGUAAAUUUACAAAACUAAUUGAAGUUGCAACUUGAUAAAACUUUAAGUAAAAUCAUUUUUUUGUUGUUGUUGUUAUUGUAGCGUUUGCAAAGAUGCGCUCAGACCUUUCGCUUCUGCUUAUUGUUCGCUUGAGCUGCAACUAUAGAACGAUCGUUUUCAUCAUUUAAACACUCUAAUAACUCAUUUUGUAAUUGUUUUUUUUUUUCAUAUUUUUUCAUUAAUUAAAAAAAUAAACACCUUUCUGUUAAUUUUAGAUGUCUACAGUGUCAAUUAUAACUCAAUUUUUUCCUCCCAGCACAAAAUAAAUCAGAAUUGUUGGUAAACAGAAUUAUAUCAACAUUGAUGAAAAGACUCUGAGGCUGAGCCGACGUUCAGGACGAUAUUAAGGAUCAGAGCUGCUGGACUAAAGUCACCAGGGGGUCAUGAACACUGACCUGAGAUAAUGGUCUCGCUUUGGACAAUCAAUAACUCAGAUUGACUGAAGAAAAACCCUCAGAGAGGAGAAAAGAAAGGGCCGAUUGAAGCCCGUAAUUACAAGUGACUCCUUAUUAAAGGGUUACAGAGCAACGGCUCAUCGUCAGGUUCAGUCGAGUCUUUGUUCAUCAGGAUCCAAAUUCACUUUAGUUCUUAAGUCUGGCCUCUGAAAGUUUCUCUUUUAACAACCAAACAUCUUUAGAUCUCGUUUUUAAGCCUUUUGGACGUAAACAAAUGAAGCCUGAAUUAGUGAGCACUUAUUCUAGAUGCUACUCCAUCUGCAUACAAGCCUGACUGGAACAUCUAGUGCUUCAAUCUCAAUCUCUCCUGGUAGUAUCCUUAAUAUUCUCAAAUAUCACUCAUUUCAAACUUCUUUUAAACCUUUUCAGUAAGGGUUUUUCUUAUUUCCUUUUAGUAGGUACUGAAUGUUUUUGCGGGUUCAUGCGAUGAGAUCAACCACCUCCAGCUUGUUGUACUCUGGAAAUCUAUGCACUCGAAUUCUGGCGGGCAGCCGAGCUUUUUAUUGUCACUCAAAGAGUUUAAAGCUUCAGUGUUGCUCCAUGUUUUGAGGCAGAAACCUCAAGGAGAACCAGACAUGGAGGGAAAUGAGGAGAAGCAGAAAGAGAGGUCCAAAACAAAAGGCCAAUCUGCAGGACUGUGCAGACAAAGGAGCUUAGAGACUCCUGAGAAAGCAUGCAAGGUGCAAAGGAAGUCUAGGUCUGUAGCAGCGUAACGGGGGCCUGGUCUAACCGGCAAUUUCCACCGCAUCCAGAAUGGCUACGAAAAGGCCGUAACCAUUCAAGUCAAUUUGAAUAUACACCGGCUUCGUUCCGUUCCACUGCGGAACGCUGGAUUCCACAGCUAAUCACAAGAGUUGUAUUUUUUCCAGGUUCUCGCAACUCCUGCUGUCCAUAAUCCCCUCACAAACGGACCCGGUAGGAAUUGGCAUACAGCAGCCAUUCCGGAUGCGGUAGAUUUCCGGGUAAGCCUGUGCAAGCUCUUACUAGGGGUGUACAGAUACAAAAUUGAUAUUGGAAAAAAAAAGAAUAUCGGAAUAUAUCGGCCUACAUCUAAAAUCUCCAAUAUCAGCACUCCAUACAAGCAGUCCACACCAGACUCCGCUCUAGCACACCUAUCAGUGACCGCAUCCAGCAAGCUGAGCCAACAAAAUCACAACAUCAGUGUGUACUAAGCUACAAACCAAGUAGUGAAAAACUUGUCAUGAACAAUUAAGUGCCAAUUGCGAAUCAAAGGCUACAAUAUCGGGACACACCUAGUUUUAAUCUAACUCUAAAGUAGAGAAGGUGUCUGCUUCCUAGACCUCAACGAGAGAACAGUUAAAUCUAAAUCAUGAAUGUUAGCGCAAUAAAGUGUUUAAAGUGUUUGUUCUAUUUGAAGCCGUACGUGUCUUAGCUACUGGUUUUUAUUUCGGAGGCACCUCUGACUGAAGCUACAACAUUUAGAUGAAGUAUUGUGUAGAAAACUUUUUUUAUUCCUCUUUUUCAGGCAUUGUUUAUUACGCUGUAAAUCUCUUCUGUCAGAUCAAACCCUUUUCCAGAUGGUUAGGCGGCCUUUAAAUAGGUUUUUAAAUGAUCUUCAUGUUCAAUAAUAGACGCCUUUUCCUAUUCUAACACAGAGCAAUAAAAGUCGUCUUUCACCUGACAGCAGUCAUUUUCAUUCGGCUCCUUUUUUUCUCCACGUUUAACACAACACAAGGGCCGUUUAUUGUUAGCAAAACAGUCAUCUGCGUCUAACGUGUUAUUUUCAGUGAGUCACUCUGGCCUCAAUCUCAUUCAGCUGGUGCAGGUGCAGUGAAAUUAAAGCUCCGUAAAUGACGCCGCUUCACACAGAAACACAAAAAGAAAUGAUUAAAUUUAGCCGCGAGGUCGUCUGGGAGGAACGGUUUCUUCUAUAAAUCACAACCUGCUUCUGUCCUAGCCUCAUACUCUGAAUUUCACAUCAAUUAAAAGAUUUGAAACACAGUAAGGAUUGUAAUUUCAUGAAAAAGCCAACAUCUCUGCAAAAAGAUCCUCCUGUUUGUUAUCUGCUGUAAAGAUUCGCCCUGAUUUCUGUCUGAUUUUAGAUUCAUUCAUCGUCUGUAAAAGUCUGUCAUUGUCUUUUUCAAAACAAGAAUAAAAGACUCUAAAAAUGCCGAUA